Trachymyrmex septentrionalis is the source of this 1129-nucleotide messenger RNA. RefSeq lists its product as uncharacterized. The transcript has 6 exons. NCBI's taxonomy places the organism in Eukaryota, Metazoa, Arthropoda, Insecta, Hymenoptera, Formicidae. Bases 1 to 642 code for a protein of 213 amino acids. The record is from RefSeq and is a predicted model, not a curated record.
AUGGACAUUUUUGAACCACCAUUGGAUGAUGCAUAUCCUAAUCCAGCAUUAGCACAACACAUACAAUUGGCACAAUAUGAAAAAUAUGUACAGAACAAUACUGAACAAAUUUAUAUGCUGAGUUUGGGAGAACAGUGCAAGAGACAAAAUAUCGGAGCAACCUAUUCUUCUUUGAGCGCACACAUUCAUAUUACUGAAAAAAAUAAAAUAAGAUAUAAAAGAAAUACGAAGGAAGAAACCGGAAGGACAGAGGAGUCACUAGCAAACGCGGAAUCUAUAGGAAAUGAUAUCCUUGAAAUUUUAGACAAAGAAAGUCAAGAAGAAAAUAUAAGAACGGAGGUCACGAGCGUAGAAUCUAACAGAAACGAGACAAACGAGAUUAUAGAUGACGAUGACCGUAUUUAUAAUACAUCGUGCAAAAUUGAAAUCACUGUGUCAUGUGAUAUGCCUGUGGCCUCAACAAGCUCACGCACUUUCACUAGUCGAUCAGUCGAGACAAUAUCAUGGACUUUAUCGAUGAUUUCUGGCGUAGCAGCCUCAAUGAAACAUCCCGAACGAGGUGCAUCACAUAUGGACUAUCAUCCCUUAAAAGUAUUCUGGCGAAGUAUCAAGUCGAAAUAUGACAUAUUUACGGAGAAAUAGCCCAUAGUCGAGAGCUGGUGUAAGUGGCAGAAAGCUGUCGCUUUGAAUAGAGACUCGACACUUGAAGAUUUGACACCACUGCUUGGCCAGGAAAUGAAAGAGCACCUCUUACCAAUAUACGAGAAUUUAUCUAGAGAAGAUCUUCUAGAAAGGUGCUUGGGUGGUCACACUCAGAACGCCAACGAAAGCUUUAACUCCACCAUCUGGCGAUUGACCCCCAAACACUUACAUUCUGGCCAAAAAAUAAUCGAGUUAUCAGCCUGCAUUGCAGCCGGAGUAUUCAACGAAGGCUACAAUUCAAUAUUGAGGCUGAUGAACCAACUGGACAUCGUUGUCGGAAAUCAAGCUCUCAAUUUUGCUAAAAAUACGGACGAAGCUCGCGUUACACGACAGAACAGGAUGAGCCAAAGCGAGACAAAAGCUGCCCGUACUGCCAGGAAACAGCAACAACUGGAAGAUAAUCAGCUUUUCGAGGAAGCUGAAGAGC